AUGGGUUGUAAAAAUACGAAGCCACCGAAGCAGGAAGGUCCUAAUCCUAAACGUAAUGAACUCUAUAUAGAUAAAUCAGAUCCAUUGGCUCCUUAAUCCAGACAAAAUAUUCCUGAUAAACCAAUUGCUAAGUAAAUUACAAACAUCAAAAAAAUAGAUAAGAUGGAUAAAAAAGUAAUAGACUAAAUCUUGUAUUUACAUCCAGUUAAAGUAGUUGAAAUGGCCUAUAAGGAUGAGAAAGCCUUUAUAAAUUUGAUUAAAUUAAAUGGAGUCAAGAAUCUUGCAAUUUAUACAGGCUAUGAAGCAGAUCCUCCAAUAGUUCUCUAAUCUGGUAAAAGAGUAUCAACUCUUACCUGGAAUCCCUUAACGUUUGCUCUUAUCUUAUAGAAGACAGAUCUGUUCAACUUCAUAGUUAAGGAUGUUAACUUCAAUCUUAAGAUACUGCUAGAAGCUUAGCCUCAGUAAUUGCGAGCAAGCCAAAUAAACAGUUAAAUGUUUAGUAAGGAUGAAUUAAUGACACCAUUAUUCCAGCUAAUGUAUGAGAAUUAGUCUAGCUUAGUCAAGGUAUUUGCUAAUGAACUACUGCAUCUAAUGAGAAACGGAAAUAUUAAAGCGCUAUUUAAGCAAGCUGCAAGAAGUGAGAAUUCAGGCUAGAAUUUAGAAGUUCUAUUGUAGAGUAGAGCCUUUAAACAAUUAUACUACUAAAAAGUUAAGGCUGUAAUGAAGACUAAAGUAAAUAAAGAAAUCAAGACUGAAGCCAAACCAUAUCUUGAGUUUAUUAAUGCUCUCUAAAAAGCUCAUAAAAACCGUGAUAAUGUACAAUCAAAGGUAUCUCAAUUGAUAUAAAAAACAAUAAAUGGUGAUUUAUCAGGGGUUAAAGGCAAAAUUGGAAACUCUGAUAUUCCAAAAGAAGCUGUGCCUUAUCUCUUGGACCCUUCUUUAUAAGAGUAAACUAUCCAUGUGAAUGCUAUAAUUGGUGACUUCCCUAUUGAGCUAAGUAAAAUGAAUGCAAUAGAGAUUGCAUGUGCAUUGAGUAAACCUUAAAUAGUCUAGUACUUUAUUGUUGACCUGCAACUUAAGUCAUUUAGGGAUUUUCAAAUGAACAAUAAGGGUGGGUUGCUUAAUGAAAUGCACUUUAUGGUGGGGGCCAUCCUAAGAAAAGAUCAUGAUAUUACCAAAAUAUUGUUAGAAUAAUCUUAACUUUGGACAUAUGAUGACUUCAAAGAGAUUACUGGAAUAAUGAAGCAAUGCUCUUUCGUAAGAGGGAUUCAUGAAGCUUUGGAAUCCAAAACUGCUCAAGAAAUAUUUAUCAAUCUAAAUCUUCAAGAUAGAUUUAGAUUUGUGAGGGAUUUCUUAGCUUUGCCAUAUAAGAUUGAUAUUAGUGAUUCAUAAGUUGACUUGUAUCAAGAGGAAAAUUAUGUAGAAUAAUCAGCCAGAUCAUAGUAAGCUGUAAGUUAAAAGAAGAAAAACCUGCUAUCUGCUAAGGAUUAAACUUUGCUUUCUAAUUUGAUAAAAACUAAACUAGUCAAUCCACCCUAUAUAUCAGCCUAUCUAUUUUAAGAAUUUGCAAAGAGAAAGGAUACUUACAAGAACGAGUUAGAAGUAGAGAAGAUACCAGCAGAUCCAGCUGAUACUUUAAAUUUUCUUAAAAUAGCAAUAGAAACUGUAGAUGAUCUUGAUCUUCAUGAAUAUAUUCAUGAAACACAUGGAGCGAUAGUCAACUAUCUUGAAAAUACAGUAAAUAUGAUAUCAAUGAAUCUAGAGGGAAAUUCUGAUAGUCACCUAUCCUAAAUGAAAGAGUAGAUAAGCAAACUUAUUGGAAAAAUUUAGGGUCACCAAACUUAUAUAAUGAUAAAAGGAGAGAGUAGCGAUUAGGAUUAAGAAAAUAUUUUAGAUAAUUAGGCCUGA
This is a messenger RNA of Stylonychia lemnae, 1908 nucleotides long. Lineage: Eukaryota; Ciliophora; Spirotrichea; Sporadotrichida; Oxytrichidae. The record is from the annotation of a GenBank genome assembly.